Penicillium waksmanii is the source of this 1839-nucleotide messenger RNA. Its product is annotated as GMC family oxidoreductase. Bases 1 to 1839 code for a protein of 612 amino acids. Gene Ontology annotation, molecular function: oxidoreductase activity, acting on CH-OH group of donors; flavin adenine dinucleotide binding. NCBI's taxonomy places the organism in Eukaryota, Fungi, Ascomycota, Eurotiomycetes, Eurotiales, Aspergillaceae. The transcript has 2 exons. The record is from RefSeq and is a predicted model, not a curated record.
AUGGCUGACUUCAACACCGAGUCAACACUUGGAUUAAGCGAUGAUUCCUUUGACUUCAUUGUUAUCGGAGGAGGCACAGCCGGUCUAGUCGUGGCCAACCGGCUCACUGAAGAUCCCCGGACUCGCGUCCUAGUUCUUGAAGCUGGAACAAAUCGCCUCGACGAUCCUCGGAUUACAGUUCCAGCAUUGUCUUUGCAGGCGUUUGAGGAUCCGGAUUUUGAUUGGAAUUAUCUUUCAGUCCCACAGAAAGAACUAAAUGGCCGGCAACUGUUCAUAAACCAGGGUCGCACGCUGGGCGGAUCUUCGACUAUCAAUAUGGGGAUGGUUAUUUACCCUUCGCGCUCCGGCAUGAACGCAUGGGAGGGACUGGGAAAUCCCGGUUGGGGUUGGGAGGGCCUGUCUCCCUACAUCCGAAAGUUCCACACUGCAGCACCUCCCUCGGAGGGAGGCCAACAGACCCUCAAACAGAUUCUGUAUGAACAGAAAGAUGUGGGCGAUAAGGGACCCGUGAAGGUCUCUUUCGGCGAUCAGUACAUGCCAUACUAUAGUGCAUGGAUGGAAAGCUUCAAGGCGUUGGGAUAUCCGCAGACUGAAGACCCGAUAAAUGGUGCUGGUACAGGUCCCUUCGUCAGUCCCAGUGCCGUAGACCAAGCCACACACACUCGAAGCCAUUCUGCUGCUGCAUAUCUCGGAGAAAAUGUUCGUUGUCGGCCGAACCUUCGAGUUGUGACUGCUGCGCGGGUGGAGAGAAUCGUCCUGGAGAAGCGCGGCGACGAAGCAAUUGCCACUGGUGUAUCUUUCUCCAGGGGGCAAGAACGAUUCGUCCUCUCCGUCAAGAAAGAAGUAAUUCUUGCCGCUGGAACAACCCAAACUCCCAAGAUUCUGGAACUAUCGGGUAUCGGCGACGAGAAACUCCUGCAAUCCCUCGGAGUCCCCACAAUCGUCGACAACCCAAGCGUUGGCGAAAAUAUGCAGGAGCACGGCCUGGUCCCGUAUUCAUAUGAAGUAGCAGAUGGCCUUCCAUCUGGCGACAUGGCUCGUGAUCCUGAGUUUGCAACCGCUGCCAUGGCCGCAUAUCAAAAAGAUGGAUCUGGUCCUCUGGGAUAUGUCCCAUUCGUAUCGGCAUUUAUGCCGUGUCUGGGCCUUUCACGCGAAGCCAGAAAUGAGAUGGUCGAGAUCAUCAAGGCCACAAUUACGAAUCCUGAUACGUCAAAGCCGGUUCGCAAACAAUUAGAGGCCCAGGUAAAGCUCCUAGAGAUCCCUGAAGAGACCACAGGGCAAUACAUCCUGGCUCCGUUCCAAAUUCACUCUCGGGAGAGGACUCCCCGGCAAGCCUUCAGCCCCAGUCACCCUGGUUUAUUUAUGACCAUUGCCGUUGUGCUCAGUCACCCAUUUUCGCGCGGAUCAGCACAUAUCAGCUCGGCAGAUUUCCGCGAUGCAUCGAUCAUUGAUGUUGGCACGUUCACGAAUCCCAUUGAUCUGGAGCUGCUUGCGAGACAUUGUCUUCUGGCAAAUAAGCUUAUGGAGACGGAGCCUUUGGCUUCGCUGAUGAAAAAAGACGGCGCUCGAUUGCACGCGGCUGGCCCGUUAGAUCUAGACAAAGCGAAGGAAUUGUGCAAAGAUCUUGUUAUGUCGAAUUAUCAUUUUAGCGGAACUUGUGUUAUGAUGCCCCAGGAGGAUGGCGGUGUGGUUGAUCAUCGAUUGAAGGUCUACGGGACGAGCAACGUCCGGGUUGUUGAUGCGAGUGUCUUUCCUCUGGAGCCAAGGGGGAAUAUUCAAGCGACCGUUUUUGCGGUAGCGGAGAAGGCGGCGGAUAUAAUUAAGGAAGAUAGCAAGUAG